AUGAAUAUUCAUACAUCUAAUAUAAUAUAUGUUGGUAAUAUUCAAUCAAUUGAUGAUAAUACAUUACGUGAAUAUUUUCAACGUUUUGGAGAAAUUGAAGCAUUAUUUCAUAAUU
Molecule: messenger RNA, 115 nt
Organism: Rotaria sp. Silwood2
Lineage: Eukaryota; Metazoa; Rotifera; Eurotatoria; Philodinida; Philodinidae
Source: the annotation of a GenBank genome assembly